UGUUCAAGAAAAUGAUGUAGAAUGCAUCGGCCCUUCAAAAGGUAAAGAACAAGAUCCCAAAACCCAUUUUGCAACGGGAACAUCUUUAAAGGUGAUAUAUAAAAGAAAGCAUAGUGUCAGUAGCAACUUGGAUGAAGAGCUUGAUGGUCUAAGAAGCGGAAUGGAGUCAAUUGCUUCUACAACUUGGAAGACCGGUCCUCGUUUUUACACAGGAGUGAUAUUUGAGGAGCUUUCAAAAGUUGAAGGGCUCAAUGAGGACGCGAAGCUUGUAGCCUACGACUAUCUUACCGAGGACGCGGCUCGAGGAAGGAACUUCAUUGGGUUACCAAUUCAUCGGAGGAAAAGGUGGUUGGAGAUUAAGCUUGAAUGGGCAUCAUACAAUCUUGGUAUCAGUACUAGAAGGUUAAUGAAAAAUAAAAGCCCAAGAUCUUAUUUCUCAACAAAAGCCCAAGGAGUUAAUGAAGAGUAA
Asparagus officinalis (garden asparagus) is the source of this 469-nucleotide messenger RNA. RefSeq lists its product as uncharacterized. The record is from RefSeq and is a predicted model, not a curated record. Lineage: Eukaryota; Viridiplantae; Streptophyta; Magnoliopsida; Asparagales; Asparagaceae. The coding region runs from base 161 to 469 and encodes 102 amino acids. The transcript is spliced from 2 exons.